AUGUCGUACUCAUCAGGCUUCAAAAAAAACGAAAGCGCCAUUGCUUCAGACACCGAAGGCGAUGUCGAAAUUUCCGAUAGACCAAACCCUCCAUUGAGAAGAUCGUCGUCGUUGUUUUCGUUGUCUUCCAACCAGGAACCGUUGCCCCGCCCAGAUCCAGAGGACUACAAGAACUUUUUGGACGACAAUCGCCACUUUUCCUUGAUUAGAAACUUGCACAUGGCCGACUUCAUCACCCUUUUGAACGGGUUUUCCGGGUUCUACUCCAUCAUCUCGUGCUUGCGCUUUGCACUCACUGGUCAAUUGCACUAUGUGCAAAGAGCCCACUUUUUCAUUUGCUUGGGCCUUUUUUUCGACUUUUUUGAUGGCCGUGUCGCCCGUUUGAGAAACAAGGCUUCGCUCAUGGGCCAGGAACUCGACUCCUUGGCCGAUCUCAUUUCCUUCAGCGUGUCGCCUGCCAUAAUUGCCUUUGCAAUUGGCUUUAGAUCGACUGUGGACACGCUUAUUUUGGCGUACUGGGUUUUGUGUGGCUUAACCCGUUUGGCCCGUUUCAAUAUCAGCACAAACAACAUUCCAAAGGACAGCACGGGCAAGUCGCAGUAUUUUGAAGGCUUGCCAGUUCCGUCGAACUUGAUUUGGGUCGUCACAAUGGCUAUUUUGGUGUACAGAGGCCUUGUGUUCGACAAGUUGCCUGGAGGCAUGAUUUUUGCCGGCACAUUUGCCGAGUUCCACGCGGUUUCGCUUCUUUUCAUUGUUCAGGGAAGUGCCGAGAUCUCCAAGAGCUUGAGAAUCCCCAAGCCAUAG
Messenger RNA from Clavispora lusitaniae ATCC 42720, 804 nucleotides. It is a transcript of the gene CHO1, whose product is annotated as CDP-diacylglycerol-serine O-phosphatidyltransferase. Gene Ontology annotation, cellular component: membrane. Gene Ontology annotation, molecular function: phosphotransferase activity, for other substituted phosphate groups. Gene Ontology annotation, biological process: phospholipid biosynthetic process. Lineage: Eukaryota; Fungi; Ascomycota; Pichiomycetes; Serinales; Metschnikowiaceae. The record is from RefSeq and is a predicted model, not a curated record.